Molecule: messenger RNA, 1611 nt
Organism: Drosophila arizonae
Lineage: Eukaryota; Metazoa; Arthropoda; Insecta; Diptera; Drosophilidae
Product: cyclin-dependent kinase-like 1
Biological process (GO): protein phosphorylation
Cellular component (GO): nucleus
Molecular function (GO): ATP binding; protein serine/threonine kinase activity
Source: RefSeq, a predicted model, not a curated record
UGAAAUUCAUCAAAAAAAGCAAAAGCAAAACUAACACAAUUAAUCAGAAACGUAAUCGCAUCAAAGCAAAAUCAACUUUUGGACAAUAAUCGAAAAUUGACAAAAUUGACACAACUGUAAAUAGUAAAGAACAUCAAGUAAAUGAUCACCGCUCAUAUAUGCCACAUAUGUGACUCUGAUCUCUCAUGUGUGCGUGUCAAACCAAUAGCAUCCUAAGCAUUCUAUGUACUCAAUGCAAAGCAAUGCGUCGUGCAAACAUCAAACGUGGUCAAUGUUUGAGUCUAAGACCACAAGGUAGCAGCAAAAUGGAUCGUUAUGAGAAGCUCAGUCGCCUAGGCGAAGGCUCCUACGGUGUUGUCUACAAAUGUCGAGAUCGGGAAACGGGCGCACUUGUAGCCGUCAAAAGAUUUGUCGAGUCUGAAGACGAUCCAGCCAUACGGAAAAUAGCAUUGCGAGAGAUAAGGCUGCUAAAGAACCUGAAACACCCGAAUCUGGUGUCCCUAUUGGAAGUGUUUCGCCGCAAGCGUCGCCUGCAUUUGGUCUUUGAGUUCUGUGAGCUGACAGUGCUGCACGAGCUGGAACGCCAUCCGCAGGGCUGUCCCGAGCCGCUGACCAAACAGAUCUGCUAUCAGACACUGUUGGGCGUGGCGUAUUGCCAUAAACAGGGUUGCCUGCAUCGCGACAUCAAGCCAGAGAACAUACUGCUCACGGCCCAGGGUCAGGUGAAGCUGUGCGACUUUGGUUUUGCCCGCAUGCUCAGUCCGGGCGAGAAUUAUACGGAUUAUGUGGCGACGCGCUGGUAUCGAGCACCUGAGCUGCUCGUGGGCGAUACGCAAUAUGGAACGCCCGUGGAUGUGUGGGCGAUUGGCUGCCUGUUUGCGGAGCUGGUUCGGGGCGAAGCGCUGUGGCCGGGACGCAGCGAUGUGGAUCAGCUGUAUUUGAUACGCAAAACAUUGGGGGAUUUGCUGCCGCGCCACAUACAGAUUUUUGGACAGAAUGAAUACUUUAAAGGCAUAACGCUGCCCGUGCCGCCCACGCUGGAGCCACUCGAGGAUAAAAUGCCAGCGAAGGCGUUGCAAAAUCCGCUUACCAUAGAUGUGCUCAAGAAGUGCCUAGACAAGGACCCAGCCAAGCGCUGGUCCUGCGAAAAGCUGAUUAAGCACUCCUACUUCGAUGACUACACGGCCAAACAGCGCGAACUAGAUCACAUCAACAGCCUCGAGGCGGCCACACUCCGGCAGCAGCAGCUCGCCUCCCAGCAAUUCAUGCUGGCCACCGCCGCCCAACAGCUGCAGACGGGCGCGGCUCAGGCAGCGGCCAUUGCAGCGGCGCGUGAUAAAUCAAAGACUUCAAACACCUCGUUGCCGCUACUGCCGAGCAACCAGCAUCAUCAUCACCAUCAUACGCAUCAGGACUUUGUGAAGCUGCAGCCGUUGAACAAGAAUGCGGCCAUGCUACAUCGCACCGAACAUCAUCUGCCCACCAUUUGAGCUGCACUGAACUCGACUAUUUUGAUCUUACGCUCUACGACUUCGGCUCACAGCACUUUGGUAUUUUACUGCAGUGUGUGCAGCAAUAGCAUUAGUUUUUCCUUGACUACUUCAAUAAAUU